Messenger RNA from Parnassius apollo (apollo), 1800 nucleotides. Lineage: Eukaryota; Metazoa; Arthropoda; Insecta; Lepidoptera; Papilionidae. The record is from the annotation of a GenBank genome assembly.
AUGGACUUGGCGAGCUUUAUACCCGUCUACUUCGCUUCUAAAAACGUUUAUUUGGUAACGGCAUUUCUUUGUUGGCAAACAGAUGAAGUUUUGAAGCUAUGGCGUGAAAGCCAGUCACUUGGUGUACGCCUGAGAGUUGUGUCAGACUGGCAGCAGAUACCAGAACUUCCUGCCUACGAUACGCACCGCGAAGGCAUCGUGUUUGGUGUCGGCUGCCCUGAGAGUGAACUGGUCCUUGAAAAGGCUUCAGUGAACCGUGCCUUCAACCUACGUUAUUCCUGGCUCUUUAUAGAACACUCACUGUUCAAUACUUCAACAAUAAAGGCAGUUUUGGGGGAUUAUGACAUCCUCCCAGACGCGGAUACGGUAUGGACAUCAUCAGAUUUAUCAGUGGAUGUGUACAGAGUGAAGCAAGGACAGCCUCUCCUUGUCUCUGAGCUUGCAAUUUACAGGAAAAUGACUCGAGUGGAACUGGACGCGACUUGGAGACGUAUGCCGACUGCGGUAGCGAGGCGGAAGGAUCUGCACAAUGUCUAUUUAAAAGCCGCCACAAUAAUUAGUCAGCCGCAGCACUUCAAGGGCUGGUCGGACCUGAACAAUCGCGCCAUCGACACCUUCCCUAAGCUCACUUACCCACUCCUCAUGCUCGCCGCCGAGGACCUACACUUUCGGUACAAUCUGAAGCAGGUUGAUCUGUACGGCGAGGAGCACAACGGGUCGUUCGACGGACUGGCGGGUCUGCUGCAGCGCGGGCAGCUGGAGGUGGGCGUCACCUCCAUGUUCAUGCGCAGCGACCGCUGGCGUGUGCUCCACUUCUGCUCCGAAACUGUAGAGCUUAGGUUGCCAACAAUGUUUAGAGAAAAUCAACACAUUGAAAAGGGUGCGUUCCUGUUCCGGCAGCCGGCGCAGUCGGCGGUAGCGAACGUUUUCGUGCUGCCGUUCAGCCGCGGCGUGUGGGCGGCGGCGGCGGCCGUGUUCGCGGGCGCGGGCGCGCUGCUGGCGCUGCUGGCGGCCGCCGCGCGCGCCGCGCGUCUGCCGGAUCCCGCCGCCAGCCACCUCGCCACGCUCGACUGCCUCACCUUCGUCAUCGGCUCCAUGUGCCAGCAGGGUUCCGACCUCUCACCACGUCUGUGGUCUCUGCGACUGGUAAUGUUUUUUACGUUGCUGGCCUCCCUGUUCGCGUUCACAUCGUACUCUGCGAAGGUGGUAGCUAUCCUACAGUCACCCAGCAAUGCGCUGCAGACCAUCGACGAUCUCACAAACUCUCCUAUGACCCUCGGUGUUCAGGAGACAACGUACAAGAAAGUUUAUUUUGCUGAGAGCCGCUCGGCGGCGACGCGGCGGCUGUACCGACGCAAGCUGCGGCCGCUGGGCGAGCGCGCGUACCUCAGCGCGGCCGCCGGCGUCGAGCGCUUGCGCACCGGACUCUUCGCCUUUCAGGUGGAGCAGGGCUCAGGCUACGAUAUUAUCAGCAAGACCUUUACGGAGCACGAGAAGUGCGGUCUGAAGGAGAUCCAGGCGUUUAAGUUGCCCAUGGUGGCCGUGCCGAUACGUCGUCACUCGGGAUAUAGAGACUUGUUGGCUUCUCGGUUGCGGUGGCAGCGUGAGACGGGUAUGACAGCACGUGCGCGGUGCACGUGGCUGGCCGCGGCUCCGCGCUGUGCUGGAGGAGGCGCGGGCUUUGCCAGCGUGGGGCUGCACGACGUGCUGCCAGCCCUGCAGGCGCUACUGAUCGGCUUCACGCUCGCCGCGCUGCUGCUGCCGUUUGAAGCGCUGCUGCACGCCAUGCGCCGCCACUGA